Molecule: messenger RNA, 7914 nt
Organism: Vidua chalybeata
Lineage: Eukaryota; Metazoa; Chordata; Aves; Passeriformes; Viduidae
Gene: GRK4
Product: G protein-coupled receptor kinase 4
Exons: 16
Coding region: 149-1858 (569 amino acids)
Biological process (GO): signal transduction; regulation of signal transduction; protein phosphorylation
Cellular component (GO): cytoplasm
Molecular function (GO): G protein-coupled receptor kinase activity; ATP binding
Source: RefSeq, a predicted model, not a curated record
GGAAGAGGCGAGCGCAGUGCUGAGGUCCUCUGGGGCCGGAUGAGCCGAGGCUUGGCGCCGCGGCGCUGGCGGGGCUGGAGGAGGGGGCGAAGGAGGCUGUAGGGGCGGCCCCCGCUCCGGCUGCCCUGAGGGGAAGGAGCCCCCGACCAUGGAAAUCGAGAACAUCGUGGCCAACACGGUGCUGCUGAAAGCCCGGGAGGGCAAACGGAGUGGGCGUAGUAAAAAAUGGAAAGAGAUGCUGAAGUUGCCCCCUAUCAGCCACUGUGAGGGUAUUCGGUGCUCCAUCGAAAGAGACUAUAACCAGCUUUGUGACAAACAGCCGAUAGGAAGACUUCUCUUCAGACAGUUCUGUGAUUCCAGACCAGAUUUGAAAAGAUGCAUUGAAUUUCUGGAUGCAGUGGCAGAAUAUGAGGUAUCUUCAGAUGAAAAGCGCAUAGACUGUGGCCUCAAAGUUUUAGAGACCUACUUCACUAAUGGGUCUGCAGCACACUUGCCAGAAAUACCUCAGGAAACAGUGAAUGAAUGUAAAGCAAGACUGGAAAAGAACCCUUCUAAGGAUCUUUUCAUGGACUGUACUAGAAUUGUCCAUGAAUACCUAAGCAAAAGACCUUUUGAAGCUUACCAGGAGAGUGUGUAUUUUUCCCGUUUCUUACAGUGGAAAUGGCUGGAAAAGCAGCCAGUAACCAAACACACAUUUAGGCAUUACCGAGUACUAGGCAAAGGUGGAUUUGGAGAGGUAUGUGCCUGCCAAGUACGGGCAACAGGAAAAAUGUAUGCUUGCAAAAAGCUAGAAAAAAAGAGAAUAAAGAAGAGGAAAGGAGAAUCAAUGGCUCUAAAUGAAAAAAGGAUUCUAGAAAAAGUGAAUAGUAGGUUUGUAGUUAGUUUAUCCUAUACAUAUGAGACGAAAGAUGCCCUGUGUUUAGUAUUAACCAUAAUGAAUGGAGGGGAUCUGAAGUUUCACAUAUAUAACAUGGGGAAUCCUGGCUUUGAUGAAGAAAGGGCUAUUUUCUAUGCUGCAGAACUCUGCUGUGGUCUGGAGGAUUUGCAAAGGGAGAGAAUUGUUUACAGAGACUUGAAGCCUGAGAAUAUACUUCUUGAUGACUGUGGACAUAUCAGGAUUUCAGAUCUUGGAUUAGCUGUGCAGAUUCCAGAAGGUGAAACUGUCCGAGGACGUGUUGGGACUGUUGGUUACAUGGCUCCAGAAGUGCUCAAAAAUGAGAAGUAUACAUUCAGUCCAGAUUGGUGGGGUCUUGGCUGUUUGAUUUAUGAAAUGAUUGAAGGACAGUCUCCAUUCAGGAAGCAUAAGGAAAGAGUUAAACGGGAUGAGAUUGACCGGAGAGUAAAGGAAGACCAGGAAACAUACUCAGACAAGUUUUCAGAGGAGGCAAAAUCCAUCUGCAGGAUGUUACUUGCUAAAAAUCCAGGGGAACGACUGGGUUGCACUGAAGGAGGAGCUGCUGUUGUAAAGCAACAUCCUAUUUUCAAGAACAUCAACUUCAAGAGGCUGGAAGCUAACAUGUUAGAACCUCCAUUCUUGCCAGAUCCACGUGCCGUUUAUUGUAAAGAUGUCCUGGACAUUGAGCAGUUCUCAACAGUAAAAGGAGUGAACCUGGAUACCACAGAUGAUGACUUCUAUUCCAAAUUUGUGACAGGUUGUGUCUCGAUCCCUUGGCAAAAUGAGAUGAUUGAAACGGGAUGCUUUGAAGAUAUCAAUGCAUAUGAAACUGAUGGUACUGUGUCACCAGACAGAGAGAAGUCUCCUAAGCCAAAGAGAGGCUUCUUUCACAGACUUUUUAGUGGAGAGGUCUGCUUUAAAUCUGAUUGCAGUGAUGAUGAGCAGGAGUCCUCCAGACUUUAAAUCAUUUUAUGCUCAUCAGAAAGGAUGAGCAAACAUUAAAUGUUUUAUAUCUCUGUAGCAAAUUGUAUUAUAUAUAUUUUUUAUCUGAGUUCAAGGAUUUUUGUACAUUUGUACUUCAUUUGUUUUAAGAUGUAUAUUUUCACUAAAGCUUAAUUGUACAAAAAGCAAUGAGUGCCAGUUGAGUGAGUGUGUUUCUGUAUGUAUUUGAUUUAUCUUGAUUAUUUUUUUCCCAGUGGAAUGAAUCUAGAAAUACUAAAAGGAUUUUAAAGCACAGAGAUAGUAUCUAUGGCAUCACUGUAACUUGACUUUGUAUGCUCCUGGUAAAACUCUUCUUGAUCAUUAGGAUCUUUAUUAGCAGUUUUCCUAACUGUAAAGUUGAUGUACUGAUAAAUUUAAUAAUUCUGGUAUUAUCCAGCAGCAUGGCAGUGCUAUUACCUAAUGUAUCUCUCAAGCGACUGCUAAAAGAAAAAAAGGAAUUCAGUGCACUGUGGCCAGCUAUUAGAAAUUGCUCUUUAUUAUCAGGCUCUGUAGAAUCUCUUUCUGUAUUUCUGUAUAAAGACAACUUUGAACAUUUAGCUUAAUCCUGAAGCUGAAUUAUCCCAUUCUUUUCUACCCAUCUUACACAUCCUCUCCACAGAGUUUCUUGGCAUGAACCAUGCAAGUUGACCUAUGCCAAAAUUUUAUAACUAUAUUUUUACAACUUUGUUUUCUUUACUGAAAAGAUUUCUUUUUACCUGUGGGGACACAGUUUUAUUUUAUUUUCUGUAAAUGAAAUUGUUUUUAACUCCAUGUAGGAUGUUAUGAUUUUACAAUGGGUUAAAAAACAAAGCAUGGGCUCUUCUUACUAAUGUCCUCUCUGCUUAUGUUGUAAUAUGCAAUGUUCUAGGGUUGACAGUGAUCACUGCCACUGGGGGAAGGGCAAGGUAGCAUUAAGUAUUGAAUUUAAUUCUGUAAGUAUUUUUUUAUAGCCUUUUAAAACAGAAACAUUAAAAUAUGUCUUUAAUGAUUGUUAAUACAGAUGUGGAACUGGUAUUGAAAUUUGUUAUGAUUACCUGAUCUCCAUUAGUAAAACUGACAAAAGCUGCUUGAAGGCUAGGCAAACAUCCAUUCUUCUGGACUCACUGUAGGUCAGAUGCUUUAUUUUGUAAAUUUCUAGUAAGACUAUUCAUCUAGGUAUGAGAGUCAAUUUAAAGAGCACAUUUCAUUAAGAGCCUCUUCUGUUUUCAAAAUUGAGUUAGGUACUUGGAAUAUAAUGGAGUUGGAGACAUGAUUUUAGUUUUGUAUUUUGUUCUGUAUUCUGAAGAUUUGUCUCAACUAUGCAUGCAUUCAGAUCUCUGGGGCACCAACCGGACCACACAUGUAUUGUACACAUAGAGCAGCUGAACAGCCCCCCCACCUCAAAAAGGUCUGUCUUGUGAUCUGCAGACCCACUGGAAGAAACUUCAGCUGCUUCUGAGAAACUCACAAGAUAUAUUCAAUAUUCAAGCCUAUCAUCUGGUUUUAAUUCACGGUAUUUGGUUUCUAAAGACAAAGUUUUAAUGGAUUAGAAUUUGAAAAAAUUGGAAAACCAGUGUGUUGCAGAACCCUACUGGGGCUCAUCUGGUGCCUCUCUGAAAUUGUUCCUCUUGGCUACUGUGCCACAAAAAUGAGGAAUGAGACAAUUUUCUGUGUUUUCAGUGCGUUUUUCCUCCAGUCUAAAACAGCACACAAGACAGCAAAAUUAUUCUUUCAGAGAAUACAAAGGGAAGAAUUGGCAGAGGGAGAGAGAGUUUGAAUGAAUUACUGGAAGAUGGUCUGAUGUAAUAGUGAAGGGAUGGGAGGCUUGACAGAAAUAUCUGAAGUAAGGGUGUUGGCUAGAACCAUUAUGUGUGAGACAAUGAGCUGGCAGUCUGACCUGACCCUCUUUAUUUUGUACCACAGCAAUAGAACAACUCUAAAAAGAUGUGAAUGGAAAAAUGGGGAAGUAACAAAAGGGUUUUAUAAAUACCUACAUGACUGGAGAAGUCAUUAUUUCCCUGAUUAAGGGGUUUGAAUUUUUAGAGAUCUUAGGCUUACUGUUCUGAGGCAAAGGUGACUGUAGAUAUAAUGUCCAUGUAGAGUAACUUGAAAUUUGGGCAAGAAUAGCAUGGACACAAGCUGAGUAAUUUUUAUGAACAAAAUACAGGAAUUGGUUUUAACAGAUUAAAAAGAAAAUCUGAAAGUCUAUUUAUCAUGUAUUUCACGUUUUCUUUCUGUAUGAGAUGGAGAGGAAUCUUAACUUAAAAAAAAAAAAAAUCACUUCUCUAUUUUGGAGUGUUGAGGCUUAACAUAUAUUUUCCAGGAAUCUGUGAAGAAAGAGGGCUAAAUGAAAAGGGAAAUUGUUCCGAAGAAGUGGUUAUUUAAAUGUCCGCUUCUUUGGAAAAAGGAACUCCUUGUAAAAAAAUGAGAAUUUGUUUUUAUGAAGUUUUACUUAGUUUAAUUUCACAAGUUUUUUCUUAAGUUCAGAAUAAUACUAUUGAAUUGUUUUUGAGUGAGUACAUGUUUGCUGGAUUAUGACAUAAUUCUAUUGGGUUUGGGGUUUGGCUUUUUUUUGGUUAGUUGAUCGGUUCUUCCCCAAUAGGCUCAAGAUGGCGUUAUUGUCCUAUAAAUUUGUCCCUUCUGGCUAGAAAUACAAGCACGUAAUCAUGACUGCAUCUUAUCUGAUGUGAAUCCCCUGGAAAAUUAGAAAAAACAAGGAACUGGAAGGAUCAGCAAUCAGCAUAAGUUUCCUUACACAGUACACGGAGGGGAAGAUGUUAUGCUGUUUAAUCUAAGGUGACUGCAUUGGUUAAAGGUCUUUACUUGGAGGUGCAUCUUGAAAGCAGGGAAAGGCUAAGGAGAGGGGAGAACACCUGAAAGCAAAAUAUCACGGUGCAAGAAAUUUAAUAUGACCUUAGCUCUUGAUUUUUUUAGGACAAAGCUGGGACAAAGAAGGGGGAAAAUAGAAGGUUAUGUUUACUGAUUAUGUAGCCUUUUACUUCCAUGAAACUGUUGGGGUGGGAUGGGGGAAGCCAACAUAACUUCUUGUAAUUCAGUAUGACUUCAUUCUCUAGACCCAUGUGUUGGAAGGCUUUAAUAGCACUGAGACAAUCCAAUGUACUACUGGGGCAAGAUUUGGAAAGACCCAUGGAAUUCCAUGGAGUUACUUGCAUGAGAUCAACCCUCCUUUCCUGUGGCGUGUGUUUCCAAGCAUUUGUGUAUGUGAAUCUUCAUGUUUGCUUGCAAGUACCUCAAACAUCUCUAUUUAGCUCAAAAUUCAGAAACUGUGAAACAAUGUUCCAGUGUCUUAUUGAUUUACUUAAUGCUUUUCAAUGUUGUGACCAGAAGAAUAGAAUCUUCAUGCCUCAGGGUUGUUUUUUCUAUUAAGAAAGCUGUCAGCUUCCCCCUGUCCCCUGAGGUGUGUUCAUAAUAGAGAUGGUGUUGUUUCUGGAUUAUAAGAACAACAGAACAGUCUCAGCUGAAAAAAUGAGCACUUAAAACUAAUAGUAAGUAGGAAAAAAACCUGUGGUAUGUCUGUAACAAUAAGAGCAUUACUGACAAACCUUAGCCUUUAAUAUCUCUUGUCUCUUUUUUUCCCCCUAAUCAUUCUUAAAACAGUAGUCCUGAAUGUUUUUGAGUACAAAUCAAAAUAAAAUAAUCUAGUUUAUAAAUCAAUGAUAGAAGCUAUUAAAACCAACUAACAAUCCAUUAUUAGAAUGCACUUCAAUUAUUUUUCAAACUACACUGAUGUAAGAAUUUCUUCAUUGCCAUUUGUACAAAUGGAGAAUACUUGUUUACAAGUUACUAAAAUACGACAACAAAAAUGAUAUUUUUCCAUGGUUUACAGUUUAGCAUUAUAUGAAUUUAACAUUGGAAUUAUCAUCUUCAUUUUAGUAUAGGGUUUCAGAAAACACUUCUCUUUAGGAAGUGAAAUUCGUAUUAUUGGAAAGUAUCUUUAAGCUGAAGUCAUAUUUACUUUGAUUUUAAUUACUCGCUUGGCUUAUUUGGUGAUGAUGAUGUCUCUUCUGCUGAAUGAAACAUUCUUUUUUAUUUCAUAAUUGUUCUUAUGGUGUAACUUAAGUUUUGCACAUGAGAUGUAGGUAACUUUUUUCCAUGAUCCAGUUGUGUCCAAAACACCAGAAUUCUUUCCAGGCAUAGGAAGCUGACUGUUAAAUGUGAUGUGUUACUUCCAGCAUCUCCAAACCACUGACUGUUCAUGUGUGAGCUAUUUUCCUGGACGUUCUAGCAUUGUAAUUCCUGAAAUAAAAGCAAAACACUGCCACAUAUCUCAACCACAUGCAUUACUGUCUAAUGUGAUUUAUUUACCAUGUCUAUCAUGGUAGCUGGGGAUAGAAAAAGAAAAAUAAAGAAAAUUGUAAUUAAAAUAAAUUUUCGAUUUCUUGAAGCAGAAAAUAUCUCCUGCAUAGUGUAAGCUUUUUACCAGUGUAAGACAGUCAAAUCCAGGAAAAAUGCCCCAGUUCUGCUGUACUGGCUCAAUUGAUACCUUAUCUCAUAGUCUGGACCUAGACUUUGGCAUAUAUUUCCAUGUGAAAAGACAGAAUUAUCGGGUUGUGCUGUUUUUCAUUAGCACAUUUAUUGUAAUUUUAUAACAUGAGUUGAAGGACAAAACCCCCAAAAGCUCUCCAAAAGGGUUUCAAAUUAAAUGACCUUAAAACAUACAACCGUGCUGUGACAUUGCAGAUGAUCCGUGCAUAUGCCAAACCACGUGGGCCAGCAGUCUCACAGAGUAGUACCAAUUACCUGCUGAAUUGUUCAUGGAAAUGCAGAAAUGCUGGCCAAAGUGGGAUUUCAGGAUAGAGUGAAAAAUACUCUUGACAUGCUCACCUUAAAAACAUUAAAUCAAGAGGUAACUUAAGAAACAAGGUAAAAGCAUGUUUCUUUUCUUUUCUCCUGGACGCUAAGAUUAAUUAAUUGUCAUCUGCUAAAUUUCAGAUAAUCUUUUAGGUAUGCACUGUUAAUUGGAACUUCAUUUUUCUUUGAGGUAAUGUUGACUUUACAAAAACGCUUCUUUAAUCCUGCCUUGCUUUUUCUUGCCCCUUACCUGGUUUACAUCGCUUUAUUUUUGCCAGUGUGGGUGUUUGUGGGGCAGAUCAGUGACGUGAUACCUGCAAAACCAUGGAUCAGUCAGUUUGGGCUGGGAGAACCGACUGAUAAGGUAAUCACCAAAGAAAAUCCUGAUAGCUUGAAUUACCUUCCAGUUAGCUCACAGCUAAUGAGCCUCUCAGCCGCUGGAGCUAGGAAGGACAGGGAGAACAAAGAGCACUGAGCUUGUGGGCAGGCACUGCCUUGGCGCUCCUGCUGCUGAGUCAGCAGCCCACAGGGACUGGCACACUUUGAUGGAAAGCUUCAAAAUAGCCUUGCAAGGACGGGCUUGGUUGGUGGCUUGUUUAAUCUUUGAUAAGAGCUUAUGCUCUUUUUACUGUCCUUACAUUUAUUUCAAAGUGUGGAGUGGCACAUGCACAGAGUGUGCAGCAUUCCAACUCUGCUGUCAUUUUUUAUCAUGUAUCACUUGCUAAAUAAAAAAUUCAUGAUUAUCCACAUGUUCCAGAGAAACGUUUCUGCAAGCUUUAUCAUAAAAUAAUCAGGAGAAAUACUGGUCUUACCUUAAAAGCUCACAUUUUGUAGCACUUCUAUAAUGAAACAAGGUUUUGCUUUACGUUGAAUUGCUUUCAGGACUAAGGUUAGGUUUCCUUUCGGAGGACUGUUUCAAAUAGUUUGUCUUUUAUUAACAUGCUAAUAAAAUUAACUGGUAGAGAGAGCACUGUUCUAGUGAGUAUUUGACAAGAAUGUUAUCUAUGACUUCUGUCGGCCUGAAUAUUCAGAAGCAUGAGCAGACAUUUCUUCAUGUCUGCUAACAAUAACCAAGUUGAAUUACUGGAAAUUUAUUUUCUUAGAAUUUCUAAGAGCUGUUCUCCAUUUUUAUUGCUGAAACCAGUUUCAUGUGUUUGAGAUAAGUUGAAUUGCCAGUUCUUAUCAGCUGUCAUUUAAUGUCUGUAUUAACAAGUAGAUAUAUUAAAAUCAGUGGUUGCAAUUGGAAA